Messenger RNA from Cylas formicarius (sweet potato weevil), 2529 nucleotides. Its product is annotated as delta-1-pyrroline-5-carboxylate synthase. Gene Ontology annotation, cellular component: mitochondrion; cytoplasm. NCBI's taxonomy places the organism in Eukaryota, Metazoa, Arthropoda, Insecta, Coleoptera, Brentidae. Bases 14 to 2389 code for a protein of 791 amino acids. Gene Ontology annotation, molecular function: glutamate-5-semialdehyde dehydrogenase (NADP+) activity; glutamate 5-kinase activity; ATP binding. The record is from RefSeq and is a predicted model, not a curated record. The transcript has 8 exons.
ACCGGCGAUCAUAAUGUUGACUCGGUGUUUGUUGAUUAACGGUCGGGCGCGAGUUUGGGGUCAAGCGGUCUGCUUCAGGUCGCUGGUCGUCGAAAAUGCACGGUACGUGAGCGGCGGCGUCGUCUUCCGGUCACCGAAGCUCACGCAGGCAAAUUCUGCAUCACGGGCCGGCAUCGUCGAACGCAGGGAAAACACCUUUGCCGAUCGCAGUGAGCUAAAGUACGCACGGAGGGUAGUCGUCAAACUCGGCAGCGCCGUCAUCACCAGAGAGGACGAACACGGUUUGGCCCUCGGACGUCUCGCCUCCAUCGUCGAACAGGUGGCGGAGUGCCAAAACGAGGGCCGAGAAUGCAUCAUGGUGACGAGCGGGGCAGUGGCGUUCGGCAAACAAAAACUGACCAAAGAAUUGCUGAUGUCGCUGUCCAUGCGGGAGACUCUGUCGCCCACGGGGCACACCCGCGAGGAGGCGCCACUGCUGGUGGAACCGCGCGCCGCCGCCGCCGUAGGCCAGUCCGGGCUGAUGUCGAUGUACGACGCCAUGUUCGCCCAGUACGGCGUCAAGGUGGCCCAAAUCCUCGUCACCAAGGCGGACUUUUACAAUGAAGAGACGCGCAGGAACCUGAUGAGCACGCUCUCCGAAUUGAUCAGCCUCAACAUAGUACCGAUUAUCAACACCAACGACGCGGUGUCGCCACCGCCGCAGAUCGACGAACCCAUCGGCGGUAAGCCGGGCAAAAGGGGCAUCAGCCUCAAAGACAACGACUCGUUGGCGGCCAUGCUGGCCGCGGAGAUACAGUCAGACCUGCUGAUCCUGAUGUCCGACGUGGACGGCAUCUACAACAAGCCGCCGUGGGAACCGGGCGCGAGGUUCCUGCACACCAUCUCCCCCGAACACCGCCAAAACAUCGAAUUCGGACAGAAGAGCAAGGUCGGCACCGGAGGAAUGGACUCGAAGGUCAACGCUGCCAUGUGGGCCUUGGACAGGGGCGUGUCGGUGGUCAUCUGCAACGGCAUGGCCAAGGAAGCGAUAAAGAACAUCCUGUCCGGCAGGAAACUCGGCACCUUCUUCACCGACUGCGCCAUAACGGGCAGCGUGCCCACCGAAAUCAUUGCCGAAAACGCCCGCAACGGAGGUCGCCAACUGCAGGUGUUGACGCCGCAGGAACGGGCGUCCUGCGUGUACACCUUAGCGGAUCUGCUGGUUUCCAAACAGUCGCACAUUCUGGAUGCCAACCAGAAGGACCUGGAGCUGGCGCAGGAGUCGGGACUCGCGAAACCGCUCUUGUCCAGACUAUCGCUCACGCCGGCGAAGCUCAAGAACCUGUCGAUCGGUUUGAAGCAGAUUGCCGACUCGAGCUACAAUAACGUCGGCAGAGUGCUGAGGAGAACUAGACUGGCAGAAGGCCUCGAGCUGAAGCAGAUCACCGUGCCGAUCGGGGUACUGCUGGUGAUUUUCGAAUCCCGACCGGAUAGCUUGCCCCAGGUGGCGGCCCUGGCGAUCGCAUCCGCCAACGGACUGCUGUUGAAGGGCGGCAAAGAAGCGAGCAACAGCAACAAAGCGCUCAUGGAGUUGGUCAAAGAGUCCCUGAACACGGUCGGCGCGACCAACGCGAUAUCUUUGGUGUCCACCAGGGAAGAGAUCGGCGACCUGCUGACUAUGGAGCAGCACAUCGAUCUGAUCAUCCCGCGCGGGUCGAGCGACCUGGUGCGCAGCAUCCAGAGCCAGUCGCAGCACAUACCAGUGCUGGGACACGCCGAGGGAAUUUGCCACGUCUACGUAGACAAGGACGCCGACCUUAGAAAAGCGUUGAAAAUAAUCAGAGACUCCAAGUGCGAUUAUCCCGCAGCUUGUAACGCCAUGGAGACGCUGCUCAUUCACGAGGCGCUCCUCGAAGGCGACUUUUUCGCGGAGGUGUGCACCAUGCUGAAAAGGGAAGGGGUGAAGAUUUACUCUGGCCCGGCGUUGAACCAGCGGCUUACGUUCGGUCCGCCGCUGGCCGCCAGCAUGAAACACGAAUACGGCUCACUCGAAUGCUGCGUGGAGGUGGUCGCGGACUUGGAGGCCGCCGUGAGUCACAUACACACCUACGGCAGCGGUCACACGGAGGUCAUAGUCACCGAAAACGCCGACCGCGCAGACCGGUUUAUGAAGAAAAUAGACAGCGCGUGCGUAUUCCACAACGCCAGUUCUCGCUUUGCGGACGGUUUUAGGUUUGGUUUGGGUGCCGAAGUCGGCAUCAGCACAGCGAGAAUACACGCGCGCGGUCCGGUAGGCGUUGAGGGAUUGCUCACCACGAAGUGGCUGCUCGAAGGAAUCGACCACGGCGCAGCCGACUUCAGUGAAGAAGGCGGUAGGAAGUGGCUACACGAAUCGUUACCGAUCGAGUAACGAGAGAGCGUUUUUUUUCGUCCCGUUCACUUAAACGAAUUGUAUAUAUUUUUAAAACUGAUUCCGAGCGAUUUUGUGUAAAUAAUUUAUAGAUAAAUAAUAACAUUUUCGAUUUGUUUCGUUUUUAUUCACUCGUUAGU